CACUAUAUGUCUUUCUAUGAGAUUAGAAUAUGAAACAUGCAGUGCUCUCAGGGCUCAUGCUGCUACAGAGCUGCUUGCUGACUGUGUGCUGGGUAUAGUGUUCUAUCGGAUUAGGACAUCACAUUCCCAGCCCUGACAGAGCCUUUGUUCAUUAUAUUUAUAGCUGCUUCUGGUCAUUGUUGAGAAGAGGAGAUUGCCCUGCCCUCUGGCCCUUUCCUAAGAAGAUUUUGGGCAGAAGCUCCUCUCAUGUGGCACUAAUUGAAAUGAUUGGUGGAGGGGGUGUUGUGAGCUCACUGUGCCUGACUCAGGCUUAUCUGCCAGGGGCUAAGCAAGAGGAGAAAAAAAAAGCAAAGCUUUGCCUCAUCCCAGUGAGGCUCAGGGCUUCUGGCCAUCUGUCCUCAGUUGGAAUCAGGAGACACAUAGAGGGACCGCACUCACUGUGACCGAGCAGAAGAAAGAGCAUUGUUCAGGAACUCUGGCUGAGCUUUUAGCAGAGGUGAAGGGGAAAGUACAGCACCUGGAUUUUAGAGAGGCUUUGCCCUGUUGUCCUAGAGGUGAAAUUUUGAAUUGCUGUUGCAGACUGCAGAUUAAACAAGAAAAGAGCAGUCUGUUGCCAAGACUCUAAGAGACGUGCCCAAAAUGAAUGCCAACGAUGCAAAUGCACCAGAGGGGGGUCUUAAUGUCACACUGACCAUACGGUUAUUAAUGCAUGGAAAGGAGGUUGGAAGCAUCAUUGGGAAGAAAGGUGAGACGGUUAAGAAGAUGAGAGAGGAGAGUGGUGCACGAAUCAACAUAUCAGAAGGGUCCUGCCCCGAACGAAUUGUAACAAUAACAGGACCAACAGAUGCCAUUUUUAAAGCAUUUUCAAUGAUUGCACUAAAAUUUGAAGAGGAUAUCAAUGCUUCCAUGACAAACAGCACAGUAACAAGCAAACCACCUGUAACUCUACGGCUAGUUGUACCUGCAAGCCAGUGCGGAUCUCUUAUAGGAAAAGGGGGGUCUAAAAUUAAAGAAAUCAGAGAGUCUACAGGUGCUCAAGUUCAAGUAGCAGGGGACAUGCUGCCCAAUUCAACAGAGCGUGCAGUUACUAUAUCAGGCACUCCUGAUGCCAUCAUCCAGUGUGUUAAACAGAUUUGUGUUGUCAUGUUAGAGUCGCCGCCGAAAGGUGCCACUAUUCCUUAUCGCCCAAAGCCUGCCUCUGGACCUAUUAUUUUUGCUGGAGGCCAGGUAAGAGCGGACACCAUUUUGGCCUCAGCUGGAAAUCACGCCGUCCUGGCCCAACCUCAACAAGCACCUUUUGGCAGUAGACAACCUUGGAGAGGUGGAAAUCUACAUGAACAACAUGGAAGCGGUCAAGCUCAGCUCAUUUUUUUAAAGAGACCAGAGGCAUUUGCAAUUCAGGGGCAGUAUGCUAUUCCACAUCCAGACUUGACCAAGCUUCACCAGUUGGCUAUGCAGCAUUCCCCUUUUACUCCCCUUGGGCAGACCACCCCUGGUUUCCCUGGACUGGAUGCCACUUCUCCAACCAGUUCCCAUGAACUUACCAUUCCAAAUGAUCUAAUAGGCUGCAUUAUUGGCCGACAAGGUAGCAAGAUAAACGAAAUCAGGCAGAUGUCAGGAGCACAGAUCAAGAUCGCAAAUGCUUCAGAAGGCAAUGGCGAGAGGCAAGUUACAAUCACAGGAUCUCCAGCAAAUAUCAGCUUAGCACAGUACCUCAUUAAUGCCAGCUUAGAGAUGGCUAAACUGAGCACCCAGACUGCUUCCGUCACGACCCCUGUUGACCUCAACAUGAACCUCUCUCAGUCUACCACCCCUUCCUCCACCCCCACCUCCAUGGCUGUGUUGGCGGCAGCUGCUGCUGCCUCCGCGGUCAACGUCAAUUCCCCUCCUCCCCUACCAACUUUACCAACCACCCACUAUGCUGUUCCUGUCUCCAGUCUGCUUGGCAUGAAAACUGUCCCACUCCUGGCAUUAAAUGCAGCGGCCACUGCGGGGGCCACUGGGAAUUUACCUGCUUACACUGCCAAAAUUCCAUCGACGAGUGGGGUUAAGAAAUCAGACCGACAGAAGUUUGCUCCAUAUUGAAGGCAUGAAAGCAAAGCUCUACCAAGAUUGUGUGGUAGAUCAUUCUAAAGGAAACAAUAUGGCAUUCUUAUUUUAUGUUUCAUUUUUUUUUUUAUGUUGAAUUGCAAAGUGUUUAUUGUUGCUGAUCAAUUUGUCCUUUUUCCAUGGCUAUUAACCCAAAAUAGUAACUAGUUCCAACAGCCUAUGUUUUUUUCAUUUCUAUAAUUUAUUUAUUUAUGUUGAUGUUAUGUAUCACUCUUGUUUCAGUUUAGUUCAUGAUUUUUUUUCUUUGUGUUAGUCAGUAUUUUUAAAGGGCAGGACUGGAGGUCAAUGGAUAAGAUGACCUGGCAUGUUUGCCUUAUACAGUAUUUGAAAGUAUAACACAUUGCUUUUUACACUGCUUUUUUCAUGUAAUUAUUAUAUAAUAAAUAACAUAGUGUACUACUAAUUAAAACAAAUUUAUGAAUUCAAUCCAAAUGAUAGUGGAAAUUCACAUCAUUUAUAUGAAAGGGAAUCUGCUGCAAAGCAAAAUACCUGCCAUUCCUACAAUUUACAUAUGAUAUGUAAUUUCCAGGCAGGGACCUAAAUUCAGGGAACCAGUAUUGCUUCACUGUAUGGGACAUCCCUGCCACAGAGCCAGUAUGCAGCCAUGCAUCAAAAAAAUUCCUUUGAAGCAAAAGUGUCAACAAUGUGUGUUCUUACUUGAAAGGAGCCUAUAUGUAUGCACUAUUGCAUUAGUUAUCAGAGGAAACAUCAAGUGUUGCGGUACAAAAAAUACCUUUUUGGACAUACAUCUUGUAAAAUCAGGUUGUUUCAAGGGUUUUGCACCCUUUUCAUCAGUCUGAUUUAAAUGCUUUGGUACAUAAGCUGUGAUCAGCUCUGCCUUUACAAACAUUUUAUGGGGGAAACCACUAUUAUAUAAGCCCUGGUGAAAUAGGUACAAACUCUAAAGACGCUUGGCUUUUACAAGAUGGCAGUCUAAUAGUCUUUUUAUGUUGCAAAAAUCUCAAGCAUCACAGGUGUCAGCAAGCUUAAAAGUUGAAUAUCUCGUUUGAUUUAUGUGCAGCCUUUGGGCACAAUUUAAGGUGCUCAUGGAGUCAGCUUCUAUCUGAAGCCUCGGCUCUCACACAGGUAUUUUAGUACAUGACAGAUUCCCUUUAAAGUGGAUCUGACAUUAAAAUGCAAGCUCUGCUUAUUUGGAUCCUAUACAUACAAACAUGGCAUAAAACAUUUAAAAAAAUCAUGCAUUAGAAGAAAAGUGAAAAACAUACUUACCUUACUUCCUGGGCUUCCACCUGCAGCAUGUAGGCAAGGGUAACAUCAUGGGUUUUGCUACGAGAUCCUGGAAAAGCUAAAGAUGCUACAUUUGUAUUUGAAGAUGCUCCAGCAUUGCAUAUAUAUUUUUACUUUCCUCCUAAUGUGUCUUUGUUUUGUUAUGUUUCAUCCCAUUCCUCUACAUGUGGGGGUCUAAAGGAUAAGCAGCUCCAAGGUCCACUUCAAGGUCAGGCCCAAACAGAAAAACAUUUAAGAAGCAUUUAAAAAGCAGAAGUUACAGUAAAUGUGCUUCUCAGAUCUUUUUCACAUAAUAAUUUUUUUUUUAUAGUACACUAAAUAUUUCACAUAUUUAAAGUUUAAUAUAGAGCAAUAUAUUAAAAUCCAUAUGCACAAUAUGACACCUAACUCACCAGUUAGAAGUCAGUUGUGGCAAAACUUUGGUAGCUUUGGGUUUUUAAUAUAUUAAACAAAACAUUGUGUAUGUUAAGUUAAACAUCAAAAUCUAAGCUCUAAAAUUAAACUCAACCAAAUACUCCUUUGCUUUCAGAUGUCAUGACUGUUUUUCAUAUUCUGUGUUACUCCUUGUUCUUCCAAAGCAGACAAAAAAAUUGUCUUCAACAAUUACAAAAUAUGGUCAGCAGGGCAAAUAUACGACCAAAUAAAUCCUUCAGGUGUAUAAAGCAGCAUGCUUAUCUGUUCUAAAUAACCAAAAGGGGAAUGCCUAAAAUAAUCCUACACAGACAUCUAUGCAUAAUUUUUCUUGCACUGUUACAUUAUGGAGAGUAAAUAUGUAUAUAUAUAUAUAUAUAUAUAUAUAUAUAUAUAUAUAUAUAUAUAUACACACUGUAUAUCUCCCCAAGUCUGCCGUGUGAUCGUUUUAGUUUAGGCCUUUAUCUUUGGGUAGAAUCUUACAUAUACAGUGAUAGUAAAAAGUCCUUGCACUGAUUUAACUCGUAUAAUUUAGCCUCUAAUAUUUGAAGAAUUAGUGUACGAUUUAUUAUAACAGGUGGUAUUAUAAUAAAAAUAAUAAUAUCAAUAAUGUGUGUAGGCAAAUAUAGCAUGGAAUAUUGACAGUUUUUACAGUAUAUGAACUAUUUUCAUAUCAUUAUGUAAAUAGUUUGCUAGUCAUUUUUAAUUUAAUGAAAAUAAAGUAAAAUACAAUAGCACUGAGAACCCUGCAUUCAUUGUACUACAGUAUAACAUGGUAUGUUACUUCUCUACCUCUGAAAUGCAUAUGCAUGAAGGUUACUGUUAUUCUGGCCAGUUCAAAAGUGGGUGGCCCUUCCUAUUCUAGAUUAUGAUUUUGAUUCUAACAUUGUGCAUAUGCUUAUGUAGUGGACAGUACCAAGGGUUGAACCUUCAUAUGUGGUUCUAUUCAGAGAGAUACAUUGUACAGGACCAAAAAACAUGAGAAAGUAUUAACCUAUUUUAAAAGCUAAUUUUAAGUUUAACUAAUCAGAUUUCACUUUUCUAAAAACCAACCAGUACAAAAUAGAUUGUAAUUAGUGGCUAUGGUUUACUGCAAUUAUAAAUUAGCACACUCUAUUAAAAAAGGCCAUCACUUCAUGAAAAUAUGUGAAUAAUAAAUAUGGCCAUUACAAUUGAAACCAGAUGGAUGACCUCAGAUUCAAUCCAGAUAGGAUCACUUUGUAAUCUGUGAAUAUUGUUCAGUUGGCCCAACCUGGCUUCCUUUUUGUGUAUUUUUUAUUCUUUCACUUAAGAAAUAGAAGUAUCCCAUCACCCACACCCAUCUAACUCCCAUAUGAUAAUUGCCUGGUAUCAUAUAAUUUAUCCGCUAGCACUGGCCUAGUGUUUCAAAAGUAGGGGGACCAAAAAAAAAAUGUGUUGUCUCCUAUCCCAAAACAGUAACCUGGUGUGGAUGAAGUUGCUUUUCUGGACCUCACUGAGCAAUAGAAGGUGCAGGAGUUCACCUUGUUAACUGAUAAAGGAGAUGUGACCAAUGAACACUAUCUAUAAAUUCAAACUAAAAAUACAUCCCCAACCUAUUCAACUGUUUACUAACUAAAAAUAAAAUCUAGAAAGUUUUAUGCUAGGGUUAAAUGGAUGUUUUUCAUGCAUGUGAUCAGACUACUUAAAUCUCCUGGGAUUGCUCUGUUUGUUGAUGUCACAUUGUUUUCAUUGUGGGCUGUCACACCAUUAGUAACGAGACUCGAUCUCCCAUGAUCGCACAAUGCUUCAAUUUGGUCGCAUAGCAGAAACUGUUAGCAAGUAUUCUCCACCCUGCUCCUCCAAAAAUGUGAAAAAAAAGAUUAAUCACACAAUUAGACAAUUAAGAUUUUUCAGGGACAUUUCAAGUACACCCUAAAGCGGAUUUUUGCACCAGGAGAUUUUUAAGUCUCUCACAUUAACAAAUCACCCAGGUAGCCCUAGUUCCAAAUAUGUCACAGAUUAAAUUUGACUGCUCAAUAGGUUCACCAACAGACAAUACCAGAUUUGGCUUUACUAAAAGCCACAGUUAUGUUCAGGGAUGCUUGGAGUUUGCAACAUGCUAAAUAGACCUUUGCAAGGCUUUGUGGUCACAAACAGAAACACAAGGAAUAAAACCUAAUGAGUUAAUUGGACUUACCAACUUACCUGUCUCCACCGGAUGUAGUUAAGUUGCAGAUAAAUCUCCUAACACCAGGAUUUGCACUCCUUGUUCAAGCUUGGGAGGUCUCUGAGAGAAACACUUUGCACACUAGGCUGGAGUUUUGGGACGAUAGAAGAGCAAACCUGAGCCCACAACCUGGAUUGCAGGAGUGAAUAUGGUGAACUGCAUGUGGAGUCGAUUCCUAGAGGUUUGUUCUUCUAUAAUUGCCACUAGGCAAAUAUAUCUUAUAUACGGCAAAACACAACUGUCUCAUACAAAAUAUUCCCCUGUAAUAAUUAAUUUUCUUGUAUUAAUUUUACCAAGCCAAAAAAUUUAUAACAAUGUAACUACAUUAUGCAUUCUUCUAAAAAUACUAUAGUUAAUGUGAAGACAUCCGUGUUAUAUUUCAGAUACAAACAUCCUUCGCAGUAGUAGUAGUAGGAUAAAGUCCACUAGGUGAUUCAGGCGUAGUUACACUUCGGCAGCUUGCCUAAUAUAUUACAAUAAAUGCUAGGUAGCAUUGCCACACUACUAAUUUGCAAAGGCUACAACUAAAUUCUACAUUUAUUGAUAGCUACUAAGGCCAUCUAGAUCCUGAGCAGAAAAUUGACACUGCAGUAGUUCAGAGCAGCCAAGUCAUUUACCAACAGAAAAUACAAACCCUACUUUCUAAUUUAAACCACCCAUGGAUAAUAAAUAAUAAAUAAAUAAAUAAAGGUUUAUUAGAAAAUAUUCUAUUUUCAAAAUAGGAAAACUGAUCCUUUUUCUUUCCUUGUUAAAAAAGACUUGUAUUUAAAAAAAAGCAUAUAUAUUCUCCUGCUCCCCUUUUACCAUGCUAUUAAACCAAAAUAUAAGCUAGAUAAAACACUUCUCUGGAAUUCAAUAGUAGCCAAUCACAAGAGAAAACUAUUAGGCAUUUAGUCAUAGCAUUUCUACUGAAUAUGAGAAUGGCCAAAUACUUAAACUUUUGGUGGGGUCUCUGUACGAUCCCACAGAAGAAAUUCCUCCAGGUGAUGUGAGGUUUGUAAAUUUCAGGGAAUGGUAUGAACAGAAGAGUAUGAGAUUUUGUUUUGAUAAUAGGUCUACUUUAAAAUAGACUGCAAAGGUCCCACCUAAUCUGACUGUCCACAGUGAAAUACACAGAUCUCUGAGAAGAGUGCUAUAACACAAUUGUCCAUCUGAAAUUAGCAUCAGUACACAGUCUAGUAUAAGUCUAUCUAUCUAUCUUCAUCAUCAUCAGUAAGUAGGGCAUGCAAAAAUUGUAUAAUCAUCUUAGGUAACCUUUUUUUUUUUAAAUGGCAAAGUAUUAAGAGAACAGAGAAGGAAAUACCAACUGUACCUUACUACCUUUCUGAGAAUAUUUAAACUCAUACAUUUAAUUUACUUUAUAUAAAAUUUAGAGUGAUGUCCCAUGCUCUUGUCCUAAUUCAUCCUUCUGUUUAUAUUAAAUAUAAUAAAUGUCCCUCUAUCACCUUUUUUCUUCUGUGUUACCUUGCUUGCCAUCUGCAGGGUUUUUUCAUUUCAAAUGCAAAUUCUAUAUCAGUGAAGGGAAGUUAAAGGUGACGCUGCUGCCUGUAAUAAUCAAAUUUCUUUUUUAAUUUGCAAACCCAGGCUAGGAAAAUAAUUUGAGAUUCAUGGGUUAUACCUCCAGUUUGUUCGGUUUUCUAGAGAAAAUGUGAUUUAUGAAGCCUAGUUUUAUCUACAACCAUAUUAACUGGAAUCCUCUUAGAGGAACUGGAAUCCUUUUGUACUGAAAGAGUGCUUGAUGUAAUUAAAACAAUUUUCCUGGGAUAAAUGAAAGAAACAGCUGCGAUUGGGCUAAUGCAAAACAUUCAAGGUCUAUUAUAACUAUGAUGGCUUACUUAUGAAAGAUGAAUAUUAGCUAAUUUAUUUAGCUUCACUUAAUGCAUGUAAAGGUAACUCUCAAAGCUGAGAUCCAAAAAAAAAUCCCCUGAUGUCUACCAGUUGAUGCCCUGUUAACUGAUAAAAUUAACAUAUGCUUUCCUCUAGCUGAUUAAUGUGUAUAGCAGUAGUAAAUAACAUACUUGCAGUAGUGCUGAACUCUAGGUAGAUUUAGGAACACAAUUUAAUUUAGUCAUGUGUCCAUUAAAAUAAAGCAUUAAAUAUAUUUUUACAUUCACCAAGCAUAAGUACUUGAAUCAGUCUUGAUAUCAUCCUAUUGUAAUUCUCUCCACAGCAGCACUCAGAAACAUUAUUCAUUGUGAACAUAUACUUCUUUCCUAACUAAGCCUGCGUUAUUAUAAUUUAAGACCGAACAUUUAAAUUCCUACAUAAACCCAUUUCAAAACUGUCUCUAUUUUAGUCUUAACUGUUUAAAUUUAUGAUAGACAUAAUAACAGAGAGGACUGAAUGCAUUUGAACUGGAUUCAACAUAAAUUUUACGUUUUGCGUUUAAUGAUAAAAACACAACAUGCCUUUAAUGCAGGAACAUAAUUUACAAUUUACAUAUGAACAUAUUUUAAAUUAUUAUCUUCCUUACUCACUGUUGGAACUAGUUUGAAUCAUGUUAUAUGUUUAUUUCCAUUCACCAUCUGUGUUUUUAUUUUAUUUUUUAUCUGUGUUGCUUUAUGCUUACCUAAUGCAAUAUUGUUUGCCUCACAAUUUGUAAGGCCUGACACCACACUCCUGCCAUGGUAAUUCACUUUUGCACUCCUCAGAAAUCAUAGCUUUAAAGGCAAAUCUUUAUACUGUUCGAUUAGUCUCAGCUAAGAUCACACUGUCAUAUAAAUGCAAUAUAUACAGUAUAUCUAUUUUUUGAAAUUCAGUGUCUAAUUUAUGUUUAUUAGCCAGGGGAUUUCAAUGUAACUAUUAAUAUAGAAAGUCAGUAUUACUGUACAGGGCCAGCUACCACUUUGUAUUAUGUAUAAUUUCUGUAUAUUGUAGACGUGUUUCCACUAGUGCACUAUAUAUGACAUUGUAACCAUUAUUAAAUGUCACUAUUUUUACCA
Molecule: messenger RNA, 8898 nt
Organism: Rana temporaria (common frog)
Lineage: Eukaryota; Metazoa; Chordata; Amphibia; Anura; Ranidae
Product: poly(rC)-binding protein 3-like
Exons: 15
Coding region: 640-2085 (481 amino acids)
Biological process (GO): negative regulation of mRNA splicing, via spliceosome
Cellular component (GO): nucleus; cytoplasm
Molecular function (GO): mRNA binding
Source: RefSeq, a predicted model, not a curated record